Molecule: messenger RNA, 2339 nt
Organism: Erythranthe guttata (spotted monkey flower)
Lineage: Eukaryota; Viridiplantae; Streptophyta; Magnoliopsida; Lamiales; Phrymaceae
Source: RefSeq, a predicted model, not a curated record
AUGGGGGCAAAUCCCAACUCAAGAUCCACCACCACCGGUUCAUCUUCUUCGCAAUUUCUCAGCCCCAUUAUCGACGACGACGAUUUUCAAGACUACCCUUCCACUUCCUUCUCCGCCGCCUCCAGAACCAGCUCACUUCCGCCGCGGCUCAAACCGCGCAGCUCAACCACCCUCCGCCAAUCCAAAAGGCCGAAAAGGGGGAAACCCGUUAAUCCCGGAAAGGAAAAUUGCUUAUUAUUCAAUGAAAUAGAGGGAGCUUUUGUCGGUGGGUUGAAAUCAAUUGAACCAACCCUCGAUUGGUUGAGUCCCAAAGGGGUUUGUGAUAAUUUACAAAGUAAUAAUUCGAUAGAGUCAAAAUUGUUGGAUCCAUUCAUACAGGGUGAGGAGGAGGAGAUAGAUUUGGAAUCAAUUGAACCAAAUCUUCAGUUGUUCAAUCCCAAAGGGGUUAUUGAUUAUUUACGAUGUAAUAAUUCCGUCGAGUCAAGAUUGUUGCAGCCCUUCAGACCGGAGGAGGAGGAGGAUGAGGUGGUGGUGGUGGAGGAGGGGGAGGAGAAGAUUUUCGAUGAAGAGUUUUCUGAGAGAAGCUCGCAACUCGAUGCGUUGCUCAAGCUAUGCGAGGAAGUGGAUGUGGAGAGUAAUAGUAAUGUUUGUGGAGCAGAUAUUUCGGGGUUGAGUGACGACCAGAGGCAGAUUCACACUAAUGAGUGCCUCGACUCAGUGGAGGGUUCGGCUAAUGUGGCUGUGGCUGUAAGUAAUGAUGAUACAAGAACGCAUCAAGGUCCGGGGCAUGUUGUUGAUGGUUCUCCUCUUAAAUCCGCUACGAAGGCCGGUAAUUUAUCUUCUGUUGUAGAAUGGCUACGAAACUUAGGCCUUGCGAAAUACGAAGAGAUUUUCGUAAGUCAAGAGAUUGACUGGGAGGCACUUCAGUGGCUGACAGAAGAGGAUCUAUGUAGCAUUGGCAUUACAACACUUGGUCCAAGAAAGAAAAUUCUGCACGCUAUUAAGGAGCUGAGCAAUGAUUCGACCACGACGGUGGAACCAAAGGCAGAUGUCUCUAAAGUUGUAGCCGACGAGACUAAAUUCGAAACUAAAAAGUUGAUAACCGAUUACUUUUCUGGUCCUCCCUCCGAAAGAAAGAGAGGUGGUGUUGCUACUAAUGGACAAAGUAGUGUUCGUAAAAAUCAGGCAAAUUCUACUCAUAAGAGCGUUCAAAGAAAUGAUCGUUUGAGGAACGGAAAACAGAAGAAUGUCCCUGUGUGGUGUUGCGUACCGGGAACACCAUUUCGAGUGGACGCCUUUAAAUAUCUAAGAAGAGACUGUUCUCAUUGGUUUCUUAGUCACUUCCAUUUAGAUCAUUAUCAAGGACUUACAAAAUCCUUCUGUCAUGGGACGAUAUAUUGUUCCUCGAUAACUGCAAAGCUAGUCAAUCUGAAAAUCGGAAUCCCAUUCGACAAAAUUCAAGUUUUGCCUCUCAACCAAAAGAUCAAUAUUGCGGGAACCGAUGUAACAUGCUUUGAUGCAAAUCACUGCCCAGGUGCAAUCAUAAUAUUAUUCGAACCACCCAACGGCAAGCCUGUACUACACACUGGAGAUUUCCGAUUUUGUGAGGAAAUGGCACAAUUAUCCGUUUUGCAAGCUUGUUCCAUCCACACCCUCAUUCUUGACACAACCUACUGCGAAUCCCAGUACGACUUCCCGAAACAAGAGACCGUAAUCCAAUUCGUCAUCGAUGCCAUCCAAGCCGAAGCGUUUAAUCCAAGAACUUUAUUUUUGAUCGGCAGCUAUACCAUUGGAAAAGAAAGGCUGUUUCUAGAAGUUGCUAGAACUCUCCGGAAGAAAGUCUACGUCACUGCUCCAAAGCUUCGGAUCCUGGAAUGCCUCGGUUUGCCGCGAGAAGACAUGCAGUGGUUCACCACAAACGAACAGGACAGCCACAUUCACGUUGUUCCCAUGUGGACAAUCGCUAAUUUCAAACGACUCAAACACGUUUCUGACCAGUACACGCGGCGGUUUAAUCUGAUAGUUGCUUUCUCGCCGACUGGUUGGUCAUUCGGAAAAGGGAAGAAAUCUACCGGAAAACGAUGGCAGAAGGGAACUGUUAUAAGGUACGAAGUGCCGUAUAGUGAGCAUAGCAGCUUCACAGAGCUGAAGGAGUUUGUUAAGUUAAUUUCACCAGUAAACAUAAUCCCAAGUGUCAAUAAUCAUGGUCCAGAUUCUCAUAGUGCAAUGGUCUCCCAACUCCUGGCUUAAGCAGUUGAGUUAAUUAUCUCUCUCUAUUUAAUUAAUAUUUUUAAGAAAAAAAUAAUUAUAUUUAUUUAAGCAAAUAUUUUAUUGUUGUA